AAUGGAAUAUUAAGUAUUCAGGACCGUAUAAUAAAAAAAAACUUAAAAAAAAAUAGCAAUGCCAACAUCUCAAAUUGUAGAAAGGCUUUACUUCCUUUUCUCGUGUACUGUUGACAGCGCGAGGUUAUAAUUUCUAUUUUGUAAUAAAAAGUGCUUUAAUAAUGGCGGAGGAGAACUGGAAUGAAGAAACCAUCGAGUCUGGCAGCAUGGCUGUUGAAACCAUGCCCCUACCACAACCGGCUGAUAUUCCCGAAAUUAAGUUAUUCGGGCGAUGGAGUUGUUAUGAUGUCCAGGUUUCGGAUAUGUCUCUUCAGGAUUACAUUUCUGUAAAGGAGAAAUAUGCUAAAUAUUUACCUCACUCUGCUGGUAGGUACGCACACAAGCGUUUCCGUAAAGCUCAGUGCCCUAUUGUGGAACGUUUGACCAACUCGUUGAUGAUGCAUGGACGCAACAAUGGCAAGAAACUCAUGGCUGUUCGUAUCGUGAAGCACGCCUUUGAGAUUAUCCAUCUUUUAACUGGAGAGAACCCAUUGCAAGUUCUUGUAACGGCUAUCAUAAAUUCUGGUCCCCGUGAAGACUCAACUAGAAUCGGCCGUGCUGGUACGGUCCGCCGUCAGGCUGUGGAUGUGUCUCCACUACGCCGUGUGAACCAGGCUAUCUGGUUAUUGUGCACAGGGGCUCGUGAAGCUGCAUUUAGAAACAUCAAAACAAUUGCUGAGUGUGUUGCCGAUGAACUCAUCAAUGCUGCUAAAGGUUCAUCAAAUUCUUAUGCUAUCAAGAAAAAGGACGAGUUGGAGCGAGUAGCUAAAUCCAACCGUUAAUUCUUUUUAAAGGCAGGUCUCAAUAAAAAUUUAAGAAUA
This is a messenger RNA of Galleria mellonella (greater wax moth), 860 nucleotides long. RefSeq names its product 40S ribosomal protein S5 (gene RpS5). The transcript has 2 exons. The record is from RefSeq and is a predicted model, not a curated record. Gene Ontology annotation, cellular component: ribosome; cytosolic small ribosomal subunit. The coding region runs from base 162 to 821 and encodes 219 amino acids. Gene Ontology annotation, molecular function: structural constituent of ribosome; rRNA binding; mRNA binding. Gene Ontology annotation, biological process: ribosomal small subunit assembly; translation. Lineage: Eukaryota; Metazoa; Arthropoda; Insecta; Lepidoptera; Pyralidae.